Molecule: messenger RNA, 2103 nt
Organism: Trichoderma asperellum CBS 433.97
Lineage: Eukaryota; Fungi; Ascomycota; Sordariomycetes; Hypocreales; Hypocreaceae
Biological process (GO): protein dephosphorylation; nuclear DNA replication
Molecular function (GO): protein tyrosine/serine/threonine phosphatase activity
Source: RefSeq, a predicted model, not a curated record
AUGGCUACAAUUGCCGUCCCGAGACCCGCUCUAUCUCCCAAGAACUCGUCGCAGCGCGGAAGCACUCCAGUCAAUUCAGCCUCUCCACUCCAAACGCUCGGAUUGGCGUCAUCCCCACAAUUAGCUGCGUCCGUCUCUCUCAAGAACCCUGUCUCCUUGUAUGCCGCCGGCCAGGCUAUACUCGACGACGCGGAUGACACGGGCUCAUGCGAGUAUACGCUUUCCUCCUCUCCAAGCCAUGCUCCAGCGCUGCCACAAGCCUCCCUGCUCUGCUCUCCCGAUAGCUAUGUGCGGGUCGACAGCGAGGAUGCUUCUAUAUAUGAGAUAGAUGCUGCUAGUGUGGCAGCAGCAUUGGAUUAUGCAUCCCAGCAGUUACUCCCUCCCCCUUCGCAGGUCUUUCCUUGGCUGCAUGGCUUACACCCUGAAAACCAAACUCAAAGGACCUACUUCGAUGGCCAUCAGUGCGUUAUCGGAAGCACGCCAAACUGUCUUCGAGCGAUUACUCUUGUCAAGGCGGAUGGCAAUCUCAGCCUCGCGCGGCUGAAAGGUGCCAUUGCCCCGGGCGAGUUUAUGCGGCCUGGAGCAACACCUGAAUUCAUCGAUGCAGACCCCCUGAGCGGAUUGUCUGUCCGUAACUUUCACAUCCAGCCUGCCAAGGUUGCUGCGACCUCUGACAUUAUCAUAUAUGGCCUGAACCCUGAUGAGACUCGAAGGGUUGCGUGGAAAGUUGCCGUUGCUCAGAAACGAUGGCGAGAAAAACAGCAUGCAGAGGCCAAGAAUCUGCCCACGUAUAACACUUUCGUCUGCACAAGUCCGUUUUCUGCCUUUGAAGAAAACCAUAGGAAUCUGGUAUCUAUCGAUGCAUCUGGCAAUUCGACCGGUCAAGUUUUGGACUUGAUACAGCAAGAGCGUCAAGAGAUGCGAAACAUGACAGAAACCUCUGAAAUAUGCCACAACGUCUACUUGGGCCCUAGCCCAGACCCUGGUGGCAUUGAAGAGCAGCAUUUUGACGUUCUCAUCGAAUGCAGUGAUACGGGUCGACUGGACCCAAAGGCCAUACAGUUCAUUGCUGAGCAUCCUCACUCGUCCCUGCCAUCCUCUAUUUGCUUUCCCUCUUCCGGAAGUAUUAUGCCCCCAACUUGGUCCCAGAGGGAGGCUGACGGAAUUAUCGAUACUUGUAAAUGGAUAUAUCACAUUGCCCAUAACAUUGUACCGGAAUCCAGUGACGCACAUCAAAAUGCCACGUCCCAGGAGGAGGAGUCUGCCGUUGCAGGCGCCCGGAAAGUACUUAUUCACUGUCCUGACGGAUAUACAGAAUCUACAUUGCUUGCUAUCGCCUAUUUCAGCUAUAGCACUGGCUCAUCUAUACCGGAUGCUUGGCUGGAACUUCACACGACAAAACGUCGCAAUUUCUUUGCUUAUCCCUCUGAUGUAUCGCUUUUAUCCGCCAUAGGGCCUCGCUUGCUGUGUGAAUCUCCGGUGUCUUCAGGGAAAAGUCUAGAAGACAUCACGAGUUAUAUAAGAGCUGAACCGCAAUGGUUUUCAGAUCUGGAUGGUUCACUCCCUAGCAGAAUCUUGGAUUACCUGUACCUGGGUAAUCUUGUUCAUGCGAACAAUCCAGAUCUCUUGAGGCGCCUCAAUAUCCGUCAAAUACUAAGCAUUGGAGAAUCUGCUUCAUGGACGGACGAAGAUCGAGCGAAUUGGGGCUCGGAUAAUAUGUGCUUUGUUGAAGGGAUUCAGGAUAAUGGUAUUGAUCCAUUGACUAAGGAGUUUGGGAGAUGCCUUGAAUUUAUUGAUCAAGGAAUACAGAAAGGCACGGCAACGUUGGUUCAUUGCCGUGUCGGAGUUUCCAGGAGCGCCACCAUCUGCAUAGCGGAAGUCAUGCGAACUCUCAAUCUCUCCUUUCCGCGCGCUUACUGCUUUGUCAGGGCUCGUCGUCUCAACGUCAUCAUUCAGCCUCAUUUACUGUUUGCAUAUGAGCUUUUACGCUGGGAGGAAUUCCUUCGACAGGAAGGUGGCUCCACGGAACCGUACAAGAGGGAAAUGGAGUGGGGGGAGAUUGCCAGAGAAAUCGCUCUCAUGAACCGUCCUUAUUCCAGAUAA